Fusarium fujikuroi IMI 58289 is the source of this 1653-nucleotide messenger RNA. RefSeq names its product related to zinc transporter. Gene Ontology annotation, biological process: zinc ion transmembrane transport. NCBI's taxonomy places the organism in Eukaryota, Fungi, Ascomycota, Sordariomycetes, Hypocreales, Nectriaceae. The record is from RefSeq and is a predicted model, not a curated record. The transcript is spliced from 8 exons. Bases 1 to 1653 code for a protein of 550 amino acids. Gene Ontology annotation, cellular component: plasma membrane. Gene Ontology annotation, molecular function: zinc ion transmembrane transporter activity.
AUGGCUCGUGUCAAGAGUUUCUUCGAGAGCCGUCGUGCCACUAUGAUCGCUGGGUCUCUCCUCUUCGUCGUCGCUGUCUCUGCGACGGCGAACCCAGGAGCUGUCAAGAGACAGGCGUCUGCUACUGCGACCAAGACUGGUAUUGACUUUGAGAGCUUGACGGGCUGUCAUAUGCAUGGUCCUACUCAGUUCUGUAUGGAUGGCUCAGACGAGUAUCAGAUCGUUCUCGAGGCUACCAUGACUAAGGAUCCUCCUACUUCGUACACAGAUUGUCACAGCCACGGUUCAGACACAUACUGCAUGAAUCCCAACGGCGGAGAAGUCCAAGUCCUCGUGGAAGGUGCUACAGCCACUACCCAGGCCGCCAAAGAAACUGCUGCUGCGAAGAAUGAUGAGAUCACUGCCGUGUCAGAUUGCCACCUGAGCGAGGCUUCUCUCUACUGCAUGGGCCCCAGCUCAUCAGAGUACUACGUCCAAACUACCAUCACCAACACCGAGGAGUAUCCCGCCCAACUCACGAGCUGCCACAGCCAUGGCGAAGAAACUUACUGCAUGUCCGACGACGGCGAAGCUCCCAUCCUCCCAGCCGAAGAUGUCGAAUCCGGUAAAGCAGACCCUCAGCAAGAACAUUGCCAUUUCCACGCCGGCGUCGAGCACUGCGUUGGCGGUGGCUCCGAAGAGAGCGGUACGCGAGACUGCGGUCGUAAAGACAGAGACUACAGGAUUGGCAUUCGCAUAGGAAUGUUGUUCGUCGUUCUGGUCGCCAGCGCUGUUGGUGUCUUUGGACCGAUCCUCAUGUCGACGUUUGUUCCCGUGCGAUCCAACCUUGUCCUCACGAUUCUCAAGCAAUUCGGUACUGGAAUUAUUAUCUCCACUGCUUUUGUUCACUUGUUCACCCAUGCGUCCAUGAUGUUUGGUAACGAAUGUCUGGGCGAGCUGCAAUACGAAGCUACCACUGCUGCUAUCGUCAUGGCUGGUCUCUUCAUUUCGUUCCUUAUCGAGUUCUGUGUUCAGCGCGCUAUGCGAUGGCAGUUGACCAAGAAGACCGAAACCGAUUCGGCUUACUUGUCGCCCAAGGCUAUUGAGAAAGCCGAGAUGGCCAACAUUAGCAUCAUGGAAGCUGGUAUCAUCUUCCACUCGAUUCUCAUCGGAAUCACACUUGUUGUAGCAGGAGACUCCUUCUUCAUCACCCUCUCAAUCGUCAUCAUCUUCCACCAGCUUUUUGAAGGUAUCGCCCUCGGUACACGAAUCGCCUCGCUUGGCUAUGGUCAAAUACCCCUCGCCCUAAGUCACUCUCACUCGCACUCUACACCACCUCCAACCGUUGAACGAACUGGAACAUCUACUGUACCUCUGUGGAAGAAACUCGUCCUUGCUUCUGGCUUCGCCAUCGUCACCCCCAUCGGCAUGGCCAUUGGUAUCGGUGUUCUGAACGUCUUUAACGGAAACGACCCUGCUACCUUGAUCGCGAUUGGCACUCUGGAUGCUUUGUCCGCUGGCAUCCUUGUCUGGGUUGGUCUGGUUGAGAUGUGGGCUCAUGACUGGAUGCUGGGAGGUGAACUCACCGAUGCUAGCCUCCUUACUACGCUUUUGGCUCUAUUUGGUUUGGUUUGCGGCAUGGUUCUCAUGAGCUUGCUUGGAAAGUGGGCUUAA